AUGUUGCGCGCAUUCCUCACCUCAACGCGUCCCCUCUUGUCGCGCAUUCGACCAGCAUCACUACCCCACUCGCACCUUCACCACGCCCAUCAUGCGCUGCCAUCAGCAAACGUCGUUCUUUCGAGGGGAAUGAAGGUCCGCGCUUCGGUCAAGACCAUGUGCGACGGAUGCAGCGUGGUCAAACGGAAGGGGCGUGUAUACAUCAUCUGCUCCAAGAACCCCAAGCACAAGCAGGUGCGUUAUCUGUGCUUUCACGUCCUUACGCGGUAG
Molecule: messenger RNA, 270 nt
Organism: Trametes versicolor FP-101664 SS1
Lineage: Eukaryota; Fungi; Basidiomycota; Agaricomycetes; Polyporales; Polyporaceae
Exons: 1
Coding region: 1-270 (89 amino acids)
Biological process (GO): translation
Cellular component (GO): ribosome
Molecular function (GO): structural constituent of ribosome
Source: RefSeq, a predicted model, not a curated record